AUGGCAACGCAGUACAUAAAGGUCGCCGAGUCGCCGGAGGAGGACGAGGCGAUGGAGGUGCCAUGUGAAACCGACAAUACAGUACUUCUGACGACGCUGACAUCGGUCUUUCCCGGCGCCUGUGGGCUGAAGUACCGCAAUGCGGACAGCGGCACAAUGAGAGGCCUCAGGCUGACCGACGGCAAACUGCAGGCGCCCGACGAGGGCUGGUCCGUCGUGGAGCAGUACUACUGCUGCUUUCCCAAAGCCGACAACAAGAGAAAGUUGGACGACCAAGAGGAGAGCGCCGUGCCGACCAAGGUGAAGCGCUACGACGAGAAGAAGUGCUCCGAUCUGAUUGUCCUAGGCCUGGCCUGGAAAACCACCGACAAGGAGCUGCGCGAGUACUUCGAGGAGACGGGCGAGCUGCUGAUGGCGCAGGUGAAGAAGGACACCAAGACGGGCCAGUCGAAGGGCUUCGGCUUCAUCCGCUUCGCCGACUUUGAGAGCCAGGUGAAGGCGAUCACAAAGCGGCACUGCAUCGACGGUCGCUGGUGCGACGUGCGCAUUCCCCUGAAUAAGGAUGGCUUCUGUCGGAAGAUCUUCAUCGGGCGGAUUACCUCGGAGAUCACCGUGGACGACCUGCGGGAGUACUUCAACAAGUACGGCGACAUCAGCGACAUCUUCAUCCCGAAGCCCUUUCGCGGCUUCGCCUUUGUCACCUUCAGCGAGCUCUCCGCUAACCAGGAGGUGACGCCGGAGCUCUUUGGCGACGACCACAUCAUCAAGGGCAUCUCGGUGCACGUCAGCCACGCCGUGCCCAAGGCGGAGAUGAACUACCACCACCAAGCGCCGCCGCACAACCCCUACGGCAGCAGUCCCUAUGGCGGCGGCGGUCCCUACGGCGGCGCGUCCUCUCAUCACAACAGCCAUCACCACAAUCCCCAUCCGCCGAAUCCCUAC
Molecule: messenger RNA, 942 nt
Organism: Rhagoletis zephyria (snowberry fruit fly)
Lineage: Eukaryota; Metazoa; Arthropoda; Insecta; Diptera; Tephritidae
Product: TAR DNA-binding protein 43-like
Biological process (GO): regulation of gene expression
Cellular component (GO): chromatin; nucleoplasm
Molecular function (GO): RNA binding
Source: RefSeq, a predicted model, not a curated record